This is a messenger RNA of Anopheles coluzzii, 696 nucleotides long. RefSeq lists its product as uncharacterized. Lineage: Eukaryota; Metazoa; Arthropoda; Insecta; Diptera; Culicidae. The record is from RefSeq and is a predicted model, not a curated record. The coding region runs from base 1 to 696 and encodes 231 amino acids. The transcript has a single exon.
AUGAUGGCAUCAUCCGGGAUGUCAACCCGCGCGAGUGCGAGGUCGGCCUCUGUGGAUUGCCGUAGCAGCUUGGCAUCCGGUUCGAAGCUGUUUGCGGCCGAGCCUCGAGUGGCACUGCCAAGGGUUAGCGUCACAGGCAUCAACAAGCCCACCGUAGCAACCAAGGCCGCCUCGACCACACCGGAGCUCGAGUUGCUUAAGGCAACAAUUCAGCAACUGGAGGAGCAGAACUUGGAAAUGAAGGAGCAAAAUUUUCGCCUCGCGGAGCAGAUAACUGGCAUGUGCCAACUGCUGCAAGAGGAGAAGGAGGAGGCAAAACAUCGAGAGGAGAAGUUGGAGGCACAGAUGGAGAAGCUCGCUGCCGCACAUCAGCGCGACCGAGACUUGCUCAACUCGCUACUGGCAGCAAAGGUUGCCGGCGGACAACCGUCAGCUAGUUCGCGUCAACCUCCAACUCCGUUGCCACGCCGAUCCUCUGCGCAGCCGCAGCAGCAACAACAACAGCAGCAGCGGAACCAGCAAGAGCAGGAGCAGCCCCGCGCGUCGACGUCGCAUGCAGUCAUGCUGCCGCGUAGCGAGGCAUCGACAGCCGUCCGCGGAGACGUCGUGCCGGAGCUCACAUUCAGUGAGGUGGUGCGUCGCAGGUACCGUGGCAAGGCCACUGGCAAGCCACGCUCCCAGCAGCAGCCACAAUAG